This is a messenger RNA of Plasmodium vivax (malaria parasite P. vivax), 668 nucleotides long. Its product is annotated as U6 snRNA-associated Sm-like protein LSm3, putative. The transcript has 4 exons. Bases 393 to 668 code for a protein of 91 amino acids. Gene Ontology annotation, biological process: mRNA splicing, via spliceosome; P-body assembly. Lineage: Eukaryota; Apicomplexa; Aconoidasida; Haemosporida; Plasmodiidae. Gene Ontology annotation, molecular function: RNA binding. The record is from RefSeq and is a predicted model, not a curated record. Gene Ontology annotation, cellular component: precatalytic spliceosome; catalytic step 2 spliceosome; Lsm1-7-Pat1 complex.
AGCAACUAAGCAUAGAGGCGUUACCCUUUGGCACUACAACGCUAAUCUGCGGCAACGUAAGGUUUUUUUUUCCCCUUAGUCGAUUGUUCCUUUUGUUUCCCAUCUUUUUUUUUUUUUUUUUUGCGAAUAAAAUAAAGUCGAAGCAACCCUUUGAAGGGGCCACUGCCUGAACGACGAGGAACUCCAACCGGCCGAAGGAUACCGGGCGAGCGAACGAAUUGCUCCUUCCGCCGCAGCGGGGAGGGCGACCGCUCAGGAAGUGGCACCUCUCCUAAGAGGGCAUCUGUGAACCGCUUUAAGAGGACAUCUUCGAUCUCUCCUAAGAGGGCAUCUGCGAACCGCUGUAUGCACCUCUGCUAACUGCUGUAUGCUGCCCAACCCGCCGAACCCAUAUGGAGAAGAUAGCCCUAAUACAAAAUCCCCUGGACUAUAUUCGCCUGAACAUGGAGGAGGAGGUGUUUUUAAAAUGCAAAGGAGAUAGGGAGAUCAGAGGGAAGUUGGACGCAUACGAUAACCACUUGAAUAUGAUCCUCUCCAACGCGCACGAAACGUACAAGCAGAGCGUCGUGGAGAAUGAUGAGGAGUCCGUAAAGAAAAUUGAGAGGAACCUAGACAUGGUUUUCGUCCGGGGGGACUCCAUCAUCUUAGUGUCAUCGGCGACGAAGUAG